AUGCGUCUCUCAACGUCGUCUUUGACUCUUUAUCUCACACUUUUCGUGCUCUUAGCAUUCGUUCAUGCUUUACCUUAUGGCAACUUUUGGAACAAUUGGCCUAGCACCACUACACCCCAACCUGUUACGCAACCACAACCGCAAUCACAACCCAAUCCUCAACCUCAGACCAAACCUACAAGAAAGUUCCGUUGCGGUGAUGAGCCUGGAUCGUACUGUGGCAUAUAUCCUCCUAAACAAACAACCGUAUCUCUCACGCAAAAGCGAUUAUUCUCACAUUCAAAAAUGGUCGCAAACAAGUACAAGUUAGCCAUCAUUGGCUCAGGAAAUUGGGGAAGUGCAAUCGCACGUAUUGCAGGAAUGAACGUUCAAAGAUAUCCUGAAUUAUUCGAAGAACAAGUAAACAUGUACGUUUAUGAAGAACAAGUUGAUGGAAAACCAUUAACGGAAAUCAUUAAUAAACAACAUGAAAACGUCAAAUAUCUACCUGGAAUCACACUUCCGGAUAAUAUCGUAGCUGUCAAUGAUGUUGUCAAAGCUGCAAGUGGAGCAGAUCUUUUGAUCUUCGUCUUACCUCAUCAAUUCAUCCCUGGCAUUUGCACUCAAUUGCGUGGAAAGGUUAGCAAAAACGCUCGUGCUCUUUCCAUGAUCAAAGGUGUUGAAGUCAAGGAUAGCAACAUUCGUAUCUUUGCUGAUGUGAUUGAAGAAAUUCUUGGAUGCAAAACAAUGGCACUUUCUGGAGCAAACAUUGCAAACGAAGUCGCUCAAGACAAAUUCAGCGAAACCACAAUCGGAUAUCGUGAAGGAGAUCUAGAAAGCGCAGAGAUCUUCCAUAAAGUCUUUGACAGACCUACUUUCAAAGUUGGAAUGAUUGAAGAUGUUGCAGGUGUGAGCUUGUGCGGUGCUUUGAAGAACGUCGUCGCUAUUGGUGCCGGAUUCUGCGAUGGAUUAGAAUGGGGUUCAAAUGCCAAAGCAGCAAUCAUGAGAAUCGGAUUGAUGGAAAUGAAAAAUUUCUCGGAAGAAUUCUUUGAAGGCGUUAAAGCUGAAACUUUCACAGAAACAAGUGCAGGUAUUGCUGAUUUGAUCACAACCUGUUUCGGAGGAAGGAAUCGUAAAUGCGCUGAAGCAUUUGUCAAAACUGGAAAAUCUUUUGACGUUCUUGAAAAGGAACUCCUUAACGGACAAAAGCUACAAGGAAGUGAAACUGCUCGUGAAGUUUAUCAAUUCUUAGCAGCCCGUGGAAAAGUGGAUGACUUCCCACUUUUCAAAGCAGUGUACAAUAUCUCAUUCGAAGGUGGUGUAGCACAAGAUUUGGCAAGCAAAUUGUGA
Meira miltonrushii is the source of this 1329-nucleotide messenger RNA. Its product is annotated as NAD-dependent glycerol-3-phosphate dehydrogenase. Gene Ontology annotation, cellular component: nucleus; cytosol; glycerol-3-phosphate dehydrogenase (FAD) complex. The coding region runs from base 1 to 1329 and encodes 442 amino acids. The record is from RefSeq and is a predicted model, not a curated record. Gene Ontology annotation, molecular function: glycerol-3-phosphate dehydrogenase [NAD(P)+] activity; NAD binding; protein homodimerization activity. NCBI's taxonomy places the organism in Eukaryota, Fungi, Basidiomycota, Exobasidiomycetes, Exobasidiales, Brachybasidiaceae. The transcript has 2 exons. Gene Ontology annotation, biological process: glycerol-3-phosphate catabolic process; carbohydrate metabolic process.